UCUUGAAUUGUGGUGUGCCCUAAUUGCGAUCUUAUAAACGUCCCGAACUCGGCGAAUCACCGCACCACCUAAACCCUACGGCCUAACCCCCGGUCCCCGUCCGCAGUCGUGGCCUUUGCUUCGCCAUUUUGGGUCGUUUGUUUUGUUUCGAUUAAUUCUUGAAUUUUCAUUCUCGUACGCUCUCUGCAGAUCAAUUUUAUCAUCAGGGAAAAAGAUGUCGGUCGGAGAGCUCGGCUGCACCUACGCUUCUUUGAUUCUCCACGACGAUGGCAUUCCUGUCACUGCAGAGAAGAUUGCUACAUUGGUGAAGGCUGCGAAUUUAACCGUGGAAUCCUACUGGCCUAGUCUCUUUGCCAAGCUCUGCGAGAAGAGGAACAUCGAUGAUCUUAUCGUCAACGUUGGCUGUGGCGGCGGCGGUGCUGCCCCUGCCGCCGUUGCCGCUUCUGCCGGCGCUGGUGGUGCUGCCGCCGCCGCUGCUCCCGCCGCAGAGGAGAAGAAGGAGGAGCCCAAGGAAGAGAGUGAUGAUGAUAUGGGAUUCAGCUUGUUUGAUUAGGUGUUUCUCAAGCUUAUUCUCUUAGAAGAAAAGAAUUAGGAUCAACCAGUUGGAAGUUUUUUGGUAUACUUUUAUGUUAUUUAAAGAUGAUUCUGAUUUACCUUUAUGAUGUCAGUUACUGAUCGGAUGCAAAAAGUGUUCUAUAUUUUCAUCCAUUGAAGCAUUUUCUUUUGUGAUUAUAUUUGGGAUGGUUUUCAGUUGGUGUUGA
Molecule: messenger RNA, 761 nt
Organism: Coffea arabica (coffee)
Lineage: Eukaryota; Viridiplantae; Streptophyta; Magnoliopsida; Gentianales; Rubiaceae
Product: large ribosomal subunit protein P1-like
Biological process (GO): cytoplasmic translation; translational elongation
Cellular component (GO): cytosolic large ribosomal subunit; ribosome
Molecular function (GO): ribonucleoprotein complex binding; protein kinase activator activity; structural constituent of ribosome
Source: RefSeq, a predicted model, not a curated record